AUGACGCGCCUCAGCGGGAUGGUGGGCGACGCCACCGGUGGCGCGUCGGCCUCGUUCACCUCGACGUCGUCCAAGGGCGGCAAGAGCAUCUACGGCUCGUCGUGGUCCGUUCCGGGCUCCUCGACCAACAGCACCAACUCGCGCGGCAGCAAGAGCUCCCAGUCGAGCAACUCGUCUCAAAGUGGCGUGGAGGGCGCCGCGGCAGCGACCGACAUGCGCCCGCCCGAGGGCGACAUCACGAUCGUCUUCACCGACAUCUCGCGCGCCGCAUCGCUGUGGGAGUUCAACCCGAUCGCCAUGCGCGACGCCACGGUGCUCCACAACGGCACCCUCCGCGGCCUGCUCAAGCGCCACCGGGGCUACGAGGUGGUGUUCAUCCGCGACCGAAACUCGGGCGAGGGCUCGUUCUGCAUGGCCUUCCAGCAAGCCGCCGACGCGCUGGCCUGGUGCACCGAGGUGCAGCAGGCCCUGCUCCAGGUCGAGUGGCCUGAGGAGCUCACAAACCACCCCGGCGCGGCGGAGGAGUGGGCCGACAACGACCAGGAGGAGAAGGUCCUCUACCGGGGCCUGCGCGUGCGGAUGGGCGUCCACUCGGGCGAGGCGCGCAUGGUCCGCGAUCCCAUGUCGCGUCGCGUCGAGUACAUUGGACCCACGGUGCACGCCGCAGCGCGCAUCACGGCCCUCUCCCACGGCGGUCAGAUCCUGCUGAGCGAGACGGCCUAUCGAAAGAUGCAGGAGGCCAGCCUGGGCAAGGUCAAGCGCAACCUCAUCUCCUGUCUCGGCACUUUCGAGAUGCCCGACUACCCUCAGGGGGCUCGACUGUACGAGAUCAAGGUCGAAGGUCUGGAGGGCCGCUUCUUCGGUGGCGUGUCCAAGGCGCACGAAGGUGACUCGGAGAGCAACACCAGCGAGGAGCCCAGGAGCGGAUCGAGCGGCGAAGGCAACGAGGUUCAGACGGUAGUGGGCGACGGGAUGGCGUUCAAGGAGGACAACUUCCUCACGUCGGCCAACCUGUGCCGGUGGAUCAUCGACUACAACGAAAUCCAGGUGGGCAAGCAGAUCGGUCUGGGCUCCUACGGCGUGGUCUAUCGCGGCAAGUGGAAGGGCGUUGAUGUCGCCGUGAAACGGUUCAUCAAGCAGAAGCUCGACGAGCGGCGCAUGCUCGAGUUCCGCGCAGAGAUGGCCUUCCUCUCCGAGCUCCAUCAUCCCAACAUCGUCCUCUUCAUUGGUGCCUGCAUGAAGAAGCCCAACCUGUGCAUCGUGACCGAGUUUGCAAAGCAAGGCAGCUUGAAGGACAUCCUCCAGGACUCGGGGAUGAAGCUGGUGUGGCAGCAGAAGCUCAAGAUCCUGCGCAGCGCGGCUCUGGGCAUCAACUACCUGCACUCCCUGCACCCGGUCAUCGUGCACCGCGACCUGAAGCCCUCCAAUCUGCUCGUGGACGAGAACUGGAACGUGAAGGUGGCCGACUUUGGAUUCGCGCGCAUCAAGGAGGAGAACGCGACGAUGACCCGCUGUGGCACUCCCUGCUGGACGGCGCCGGAGGUCAUCCGCGGCGAGAAGUACGACGAAAAGGCCGACGUGUACUCGUUUGGCAUCAUCAUGUGGGAGGUGCUCACCAGGCGCCAGCCCUAUGCCGGACGCAACUUUAUGGGCGUUUCGCUCGGCGUGCUCGAGGGGCGGAGACCGCAGAUCCCCAACGACUGCCCGGCGCACUUCACCAAGAUCAUGAAGAAGUGCUGGCACGCCAAGGCGGAGAAGCGCCCCCUCAUGAAGACGUACUUGCCUACUUCGACAAGCAGGUAG
This is a messenger RNA of Acanthamoeba castellanii str. Neff, 1803 nucleotides long. RefSeq names its product serine/threonine protein kinase. Gene Ontology annotation, biological process: intracellular signal transduction; cyclic nucleotide biosynthetic process; protein phosphorylation. Bases 1 to 1803 code for a protein of 600 amino acids. The transcript is spliced from 4 exons. The record is from RefSeq and is a predicted model, not a curated record. Gene Ontology annotation, molecular function: ATP binding; protein kinase activity. Lineage: Eukaryota; Discosea; Longamoebia; Acanthamoebidae.